ACUCCGCUGCGUAAAUUCGACGACGUCGACGUGACGCCGCUCUCUCUCCAACUCUGUUCCCUUAGUUCUCUCAUCUCUCUGCUCCCUCCAAAUCCAGGCUUCUCCAGACAGACACUACUACGUGACUACAUCCUAAGCGUAAUAUCCGACUUUGGGCUUGCGGAGGAUCAAAGAAAGGUUUUCAGGGACAUUGGUGUUGGAGUUGGAUGGGAAUUGAGGAAAUUAGGAGGAGGAAGAGGUGCUGGAGAAAAAAGAAGUGAUGAUGAGGAAGUCUUUUAAGGAUUCUCUCAAAGCCCUUGAAGCUGACAUCCAACAUGCCAAUACCUUGGCUUCUGAUUAUCCUAGAGAAUAUGAUGGAGCUUGCCUCCAGAUGAGACUAUCAUAUAGUCCUUGUGCCCACAUUUUUCUCUUUCUCGUCCAGUGGACGGAUUGUCACCUUGCUGGAAUUCUUGGCUUUCUCAGGAUCCUUAUUUAUAAGGCAUACGAAGAUGGUAGGACAUCCAUGUCCGUUCAUGAAAGGAAAGCUACUAUAAAGGAAUUUUAUGGUGUGAUAUUCCCCUCCUUGUUGCAACUUCAAAGGGGAAUCACUGAAGUUGAAGAAAGAAAACAGAGAGAAAUCUGUGCCAAGAAGUACACUAGAAGUUAUGAAAUGGGCAAAGGUAAGUUGUCUGAAAUCGAAAUUGAGAGAGAAGAAGAAUGUGGAAUUUGCAUGGAGAUGAAAUCUAAGGUUGUUCUCCCCAGCUGCAACCACUCUCUCUGCUUGAAGUGUUAUAGGGACUGGCGUGCAAGGUCUCAAUCAUGCCCUUUCUGUCGGGAUAGUCUCAAAAGAGUAAAUUCUGGAGACCUUUGGAUUUACACUAGCAGUUGUGAAAUUAUAGAGUUGUCAGCAAUUGCAAAGGAAAACUUGAAGAGACUUUUCAUGUACAUUGAGAAACUACCUCUGCUAGUUCCAGAUGCAGUGCUGGUCUCUUAUGAUCCUCAAUUCAGAUGAAAGAAUUCUUGGGACAGAAAUAGAGAUGUUGAGAAAUACAUUGGCUGCAUAUUGCUGGGAACUCGAAGAUUUUCCCGAGGUCGGCGUAAAUAUGUGAAAGCGGUUUUCCACUUUUCCUAUGCUGCUUGUUAUGAGAUCCGAGGCAUUCUAAGGAAAAGGUCUCAGCGCAAUUGCAUUCCAGCCCUUCUUCGUCUUCUCUUACUUGUACUUGGGGCUUUGGGUCCUGUCGAUUUUACGUCGAUUACCUGCUAGUGCUUGAGUUGGGGAUUAUGCACCCACCCAUUAGGCCACUAGUAUAACAUGUAAUGUUCGUACACAAUUUUGGGUUUAUUGAAGUUGCUACCUAAAAGAAAGAAGUUGCUAAAGUAACAUCCAAGGAGCAAAAGGUUGGUCUUGAUUGAAGAUAUAGAACACCUUAUGCCUUGUAUUAGGUCGACGAUCAUGAUCAGCAGCUUGAUACAGAUGACGAGUCGAGUUGGUCAUUUUUCCAGAAGCGCUGCAGUUCGCAACUUGAAUUGAUGACUUUCCUGUAAGAUUACCAAGUCUUCUUUUCCUGUCUAUGA
Messenger RNA from Coffea eugenioides, 1554 nucleotides. RefSeq names its product E3 ubiquitin-protein ligase AIRP2. Gene Ontology annotation, cellular component: cytosol. The transcript has 7 exons. Gene Ontology annotation, biological process: protein ubiquitination. The record is from RefSeq and is a predicted model, not a curated record. Bases 260 to 991 code for a protein of 243 amino acids. Gene Ontology annotation, molecular function: ubiquitin protein ligase activity; metal ion binding. Lineage: Eukaryota; Viridiplantae; Streptophyta; Magnoliopsida; Gentianales; Rubiaceae.